AUGAGAGAAGAAAACCAGUCUUCUACCAAGGAUUUUAUCCUCCUGGGAGUUACUGGUCAGAAGGAACAGGAAGAUUUCAUCUUCACCCUCUUCUUGUUCAUUUACCCUAUCACACUGAUUGGAAAUAUGCUCAUCAUUCUGGUCAUUUGUUAUGACACUCACCUUCACAAUCCCAUGUAUUUUUUCCUUGCCAAUCUCUCCCUUGUUGAUAUCUUUUUCUCAUCUGUAGCAACUCCCAAGACAUUGGUUAACCAUCUCCUAGGUAGCAAAACCAUCUCCUUUGGGGGAUGCCUCACACAAAUGUAUUUCAUGAUCGCCUUGGGUAACAUAGAUAGCUACAUCUUGGCUGCAAUGGCCUAUGAUCGAGCUGUGGCUAUCAGCCGCCCACUUCAUUAUACAACAAUUAUGAGCCCACGGUCCUGUGUCCUUCUGGUUGUUGGGUCUUGGGUGGUUGGAAAUGCCAAUGCCCUUCCCCACACUCUACUCACAGCUAGUCUGUCCUUCUGUGGCAACAAAGAAGUGGCCAACUUCUACUGUGACAUUACCCCCUUGCUCCAGCUGUCCUGUUCUGACAUCCACUUUAAUGUGAAGAUGAUGUACCUAGGAGUUGGUGUUUUCUCUGUGCCAUUACUAUGCAUCAUUAUCUCCUAUGUUUGUGUCUUUUUCACAGUCUUACGGGUUCCAUCUACUCAGGGCAUACUCAAAGCCUUCUCCACCUGUGGUUCUCACCUUACAGUUGUUUCUUUGUAUUAUGGGACAGUUAUGGGCAUGUAUUUCCGACCUCUGACCAGUUACAGCCUAAAGGAUGCAGUGAUAACUGUAAUGUACAUGGCUGUGACCCCAAUGUUAAAUCCUUUUAUCUAUAGUCUGAGAAACCGGGACAUGAAGUCUGCUCUGGUAAAGCUCUUCCACCACAGAACUUCUUCAUAG
Messenger RNA from Heterocephalus glaber (naked mole-rat), 930 nucleotides. Its product is annotated as olfactory receptor 1A1. Gene Ontology annotation, cellular component: membrane. Gene Ontology annotation, molecular function: G protein-coupled receptor activity; olfactory receptor activity. Gene Ontology annotation, biological process: G protein-coupled receptor signaling pathway. NCBI's taxonomy places the organism in Eukaryota, Metazoa, Chordata, Mammalia, Rodentia, Bathyergidae. The record is from RefSeq and is a predicted model, not a curated record.